AUGGCAUCCCAAAUCCCAGCACUACCACAGUCCUUUGCUCCAGGGACUGACAGCGUCUUCUCAGACCAGUCAGGCUUUUACUCCCUGGACGCCAAUGUUCCUGGGCUUUCCAAGGUGAUCCUCAACAAGCUCAACAUGACGGACUAUGGAGAGUACAGGUAAUCAGCUACUGCCGUUGUUAUUUAUCCGCAUUAGCAAAUGUGAGCUGACAGUGUAUGAGUUUCAUGUCUUGUGCUUUUUGGCAAAUAAAGUGUCUAAUUCUAUCAGGGCGGCUCUUGAGGGGAAAGCGAAAGGAAUCCAGUUUCAAAACUACAAGGAGUUGUUUCAGAAGAUGGAGGAGACUUUCAAGUUCUGCACCAGCUGCAACAAACUCCCCGAGCAUCUCACCGAGGGACAGACGCUGAAGCGCUGUGUGAAGUGAGUGCUGAGCCACAAACUGAGUGACUGCAGGAACCAUCAAUGAGCUCCGUUAAGUAGGUGCUCAGUGAUGAAUGAUCGGCAGUAUUCUCGCAUUAACUCAGAUUAACAUCAAUCAUUGUUGCCUACCAGAAUAUUUUAGGAGAGUGAAACCUACACUGCUGCUGCUGGGCUAGCUCUAUAUUAUCGCCCGGUCAGGAUGCUGCUUUGGCAUCGUUGCCCAAUAGCUGUCAUGUGCUAAGCAUUACCAGUUGCUGUUGUAUCAGUAGCAGAUUCUGGGACACCAAAGAGAGGACAGCUCUACUGGGGUGGACUUUGUCCAAUAGCAAAUAUAGCAAAGUGCCAUGACUAUGAUUCAUCAUGCUGCAACUCUGCAGCGUAUUUAAAGUGACUUUAUACUGCUAAUGUCAAACAAAACACAGCUUUUCAAAGAGUGCACUAAGAAUAAGAAGUGAAGUACACAGUCUGCUGUGUACUCACCGGUGUCUUAUUGUGUCUAAUCUCUCUCAAGGCUCCCUGCUCUCUUUCCUGUCAUUUCUAUCCCUUUCUCUCAACUCACACACACUUUCUCUCACAUGCUGUCUUAAAUGUGCUUUCCCUUGAAAUUCCCAGCUGCCAGUCUCUACCAAAAAAGUCAGAGGCAGCAGCAGACACAGAGCAGAACUGCUGACAACUUAGACUCCUGUGAACUUUGACAUCUGAGAGUAACCACAAUAGUGUUGUGUCAUGACUUUCAUUAUCAUUGUCAUCCUCAUUCUGAAUCAGCAGAUCUUUUUGCUUUUAAAUCCAACUCUGCUGAAGUGUUCUGUUUUACUUCUCAAGGACAUUUGUUUUCACACACUGUUUGGGGCUACCAUAUUUAGAUAGGAGCCUCUGUCAGAGUCCUGGCACAAAACAUUGACCCACUAAUGGUUUUUCUUAAACUAUGGGUACCCUUUAGUGAUAGUCUUGCAUGGCACCAUCUGUUAUCCAACAAAUAACCUCCCUGCUUGGUGGUUUGUCAACAGUAAACUCACAUUCAUAAAAAGGGCUAAGGUAAUCAGUGUUAUAUUUCAGUUUUGUCACCAGCAGCUGUCUGUAACAGGACAGAAUUCAUCCUCUGACAUGAGCUCAUAUCUGAAUGACAGAGUCAAAUAUACAGGCUGGAGGGGUGCUGAGGGCCUAUAGUAGUCCAAGCUCCCCAUAUAUAGGUCAUAGGUUAGGGUCCACGUUAAAGGGGGGGUAGGCAGGAUCUGAGGAAGUUCCAGUUUGUGGGAGAAAUCUUGAAUGUAAACUCUACCCCUCCCAAUCAGUUUUUCUCUCAGCCACCCCCCCCCCCCCCCCCGCUCUAGCAAGCCUCGCCCACAAACAGACGCUCCUGCUCGCUUGUAUCGUUCCAAUUAAAUUCAGAUAUUAUGCAAAUAAAUACUUCAAAUAAUUACAAAUGGGGCCCAGUCAACGUGAAAGUAAAACGCAUUGGUGCUACUUUAGAUGCCAACAGACUACCAGCAAACACAAUGUUUUUAGGACUUCUACAACUAGGAUAAAGUGACAUACUCCUGGACCUGAGUUAAACAGUUUAGCGGCGCUACAACACGCAGCAGGUCCCGUUUGACAAAAAACACUUCUGUGACAGACACCUGGCUUACUUUGUUAGAGCGGUUUAUCUGUCCAGCAGAAAGAUUACAGGGUCCGGAAGAUCCCGAAGCAUCCCAAACGUUUAUGCUAGCUUCAUUGAUGUUGAUUCGGCUUCUUAGCUCUUGUCUGGUCUACCUCCUUUUUAAGCACCCAUUAUUCCGCCAGGGUCUCCAGUAUUUACUUUGUUUUCUUGUCUGUGUUGGCAGCUGUGGCCAAAGGAGGAUCCAGACUAUUUCCAUUACUUUCUGGUUGGUUUCUACUGUCCAAUAUUGUAGCACACUAACUUUGUUUGGGCUCGUGAACAACAUGGGGGAGCAGUGUCUGCCUCACAACCAAUCAGCACUAAGGAGCAGCAUCCACCUCACAACCAAUCAGGUUGGGGGAGGUAGAGAAUGACUUUGUUUACAGUCAGAAAGAGCGGGCUGCUCAAAAAAUAUAAAAUGUUGACUACAAAGACGGAACAAAACACAGCAAUAUCGUUCUAUUACCAAAUGUCAUCAAUAACUGAUAGCUAUGGACUGAUUUUAAAAGCUUUUUUGUAUCUAUGUACACCACAAAAAAAGAGAUGCUUCUUUAACAGAAUCCUGCCUACCCCACCUUUAAGACAAGCUGGGUCCUGGACCAAGGAUAAAGUUGCAAACUUGGUGCACUAUUUACCAUUUUCAUUAAGAACUAGUACCUUAAAAUCCAUAAGUAAAGUGAACUUCUUGACUAAAACAUUACUUCAUUCGUUUUUCACUUUUUUAUUCAUAAAUAGUUCCUCCAGUAAGUAAAUAAAAACAUGAAAUUCAUUUUGCUGAUUAAGAGAACAGAGUUUUUGACCUGAUUAUAGAGCUAAAUAUUCAUCACAAGUCAUGAUUCAUUCAAGUCAGUAACUACACUGGUCAUCAGUUUUUAUAAACGGUGAGAUCAAUUUCUUACAGUGGUUGAUUUCAGUCUGGACUAUAUAUGACUAAAUGAAAAAGUGAAAUUACCAUCUUGAGACCUUUUCAGGUGAAAAACAGACGAUCAGGAGUGGAAAGUCGAAAGAAUACAAUUUUGUCAAGGAACUCCUCCUUUUAAUCCAUCCCUCGGUUUCUCCUCUUUAAUUUCUGUGGUGCUUUCCUCCUCUCACAGAUGCCUGAAUGUUUACUACUGCACCAAGGACUGCCAGAAAAAGGACUGGCCUCAGCACAAAAAGGUCUGCAAGAUGUUGCGCCUGGUGGCUGUUGACAGACUGGUGGAGUGGCUGAUGUUUGCUGGUGAGAAAUUAAAACAGAGUUUCUAAAAUUAAAAUUUCCUUGCUAGUUCUUUGUGGACGCAAAACGAAGAGAUUACGUUAUUGAGAUGGUAAGAUGGUAUAUUGAAGGGUAAGCUCUCAGACAUUAAGGGCUUGAGGUAAAAGAUGGACUGGAAGUCACAGUAGUGGGAACACUGGUAUGGUUUAGAAACCCUCCAAAGUCUUGAACUCUGAUGGCUCUGAAAUAUAUUUAUCAUGCAGGAGACCUCCCAAUCUCCACUGAGAAGUGGUCUAAGCCCACUGCUGAGGUGCGAAACUGGGACAACUGGCUUCCCAUGCAGGUGGACCUUUCACCUCGUCUGGACACCAUAAUAUCUGGUUCCAACAUGUCGACCCUUUGGAAGAAUGCCACCAGACCCAGGCCGGAUGACACAGACCUCAAAGAGUCUCUAUGGCGCAUUCAGAGCGAGUUCCUCUCCCGAGUUCUCACAGUUGGUAUGGCUGUGCAACAAUAUAGCCUCAACCCAUAUGCAAAACCACUGACAAUUCACCUAGCAGGAGCGUCACAUAAUGAGACGAUGGGAGCCAGACUUACUGACUUUGAUGAGCUGAACAAGAUGUUCCCUGAACAUCAAGGUAUCGAGAUCGUCAUGGUGGGACCAGAGGUGGUGAACAGCCCCAUCAUGAGACCUCCCCUCACAGCAUUUGGCCCCAGGAAAAGGGUGUACAUCAGUGCCUACAAAGGCCUCUAUCAUCAGUUCUGGGAGGACGUGCUGGAGAAAGGCAAAGCUGCCAAGCCAGAUUUGGUGGUUGGAUUUCAUCCUGGUAUGUAUGAGCAACUUCCUGCCAAAACAUGAAGAAAGAGACGUGACAGUAUAAUGUCUACUGACAAAAGUCAUCUGUUCUGUUUUUUCUUUAUUGUCCAGUAUUGCUGAAUCAUGUUUGAGAAAACAGGCUGAGUGGUAAUCCAUUUAACUAGGUACGAUGAUAAUUUGGCAUUUUACCGAUAUCUGUAGUAGGUACCAGAUCCUGUAAGUGUAGAUGACUUUCUAGUGGAUGUUGUCUCUCUACUCCCCCUCCACCCUGGGGACUCAAGUAUCUCAGACUGUAACAACAACAAGUGCAUGUGAGCGAGUCAAAGCCUGGAUAUCCCCUAACAGUCUUACAUCAAACCCCAUGGUUCUAAUGGUGUCAACAGAAGACCCUAAACAUUGGCUUUCAUACCAACAUGCUAUUUUAUUAGCUGAAAAAUGUUUUGUUCAACUUUCAAAAGUUGUGGAGCAGGAAAACACAAUUUCUGCAGUUAUUUCAUCGCAAAAUCACAAGUUACUUACUCAAGUAUCAUAAAACAGGUGUUACUCAAACAACAAGCUGAAAAGAUUCACACACACAAAAAAAAAAAGUCAUUAAGACUCAACGUGUCCAUGGUGCCUUCACAACUGUCGCAACCAAUUUCAAAUACAAUUGACAAAUCAAGGAGCUUUUUAGUAUGAGAAAGAAAAAUAAACUCCCCUUAAAUAAAAGUUGAUGAUCAAUCUUUAGAAAUCACAAGACAAUGAAUCACUAAAUACUCCAGAUAACUCUUCUGAAAAUAAAACAGCAAGCAUGGCCAGUCUUGGCCCCCGAACAAAGUAAACUUUCCCCUCCUGGCACUUUUAAAUCACUAAGAGGAGAACAGAGUGAUUGCUGUAACUAUAAAUAGAAACUGCUCAGCUUAAGUGGUCAGCUGUCUUGGAGAAGCGGUGACUUGUCUCCCUUUUAUGCUCAUUCGACAAUUAGCUCUUUGAGAGAACACAGUGAGUCGGCGAUGUAUAACUCCAAGAUCUGGUCUAUUCAUUAGCUCCAGGCUUUUAUUGGAGGUUAGGGUGAUAAAUGGGGGCAGCUUGGAAAGAGUUUGGCUGCUGAUUUCUAGACUCAGCAUAAUGUCAGCAAGCUUUCCUUUUGAAAGGGUUUCCCAGUUUCACUCUGAAAAACAUUGCAAACCCCAUCUGGAUGCAUAAUAACUGUUUUAAACAAUCUCACCCAUCAAUAGCCUUUAAAAAAGUUAUUUCUGAAUCAUGGAUAAAAUCUAGUACAAAAACAAAAAGCAACUGAAAAUAAUUUUCUUUUUUGUGAUGAAUAACAUGUUGACUUCCUCUGUCUUUUCCUCAUCCACUCUCACCAGCAACCACCUCAUUAAAUCUGUACUAUAACCUUACACCCUCCUAAGCCUUUGCACUGAAUCAGUUCUUUGACCCUUUGACCUGCAAAGUAGCAGUAAAGCCCCCAGCCCACCCCUACCAAUAACCCCCAGCUCGGUUAUCACUGCAGGCACCAUUGGAGCUAAAUAUACAGGAAUCAGUCAUCCUGAGAGUAAACUGCCAGAGUGCCUGGCUGGGUUUCAUGCAGCAAAGCUGGCAGGGCACUGCAUUAUGGCACUGUUCAAGUGAUUGGGAAGCAGGAAGCAUGACGAAAGGAAUAAUAAAAGGAAGGUGUAUGAAAGUCACUCAGGGAAAAGGAAUGAGAGGGGAAGGCUGCUAAGGAGCAAUAAAAACAGACAUUUACCAUAUUCACAUGGUGGCUAUUUCCCACACGGGGUGGGUGGCUUCAAUGUUGCUCUUUGUUUUUAACAGAAUCAAAGUUUGAAAUCUAAUAAAUAACUUAAUGUUAUUGAGGCAAUUAUGGGCCAAAAUGUAAUUUAGGAUUAAAGCUUUAAGAUGCAAGUACCACAAUUAGACAACACAUAACUUAAAGGUAUAUUCUGGGGUAAAAUUAAUCAAGGGUCAAACACACAGUAACACCGAGUUAGACACCCCCUCAAGAGAUGAAUGUUGCUGACGGCUUGCUUCUCUAGUUAUAACAACUUUUGCAAUGACCACACGAUAGCAAUACAGAGAGCCACGCGCUAUACCAAAAUGUCACUCUAUAGCCACAAAUAAUGUUCAGAACAGCACCUAACUUCAUCAACAGUACAUAUAGGGUCCCAGCCACAGCACUAGCCACCAAACAUCUUUUUAACUUUGCCUGAUUUCUUUAGCAAAGAGACUAAACACACUCAUCUCUCUUCCAGCAGCUGCUUGUUAGUGCGGAGACCACCGGGUGAGUCCAUCAACUGCAGCAGGGUGAUGCAGCUUAAGGAAGCACAUUUAUGAUCAUUUCUUUAUCAUUUCCUUGAAGUACUAUUCACCAUAUUAAACAUUUUGCACUGCAGACGCGGUAGUUCUUCUGCCUUAGUGUCUCAGUCUGAUUGCAUUUCCAUGAGGAAAUUAUCAUAAAUGUUCUUCCUUGAGCUGCGUCACCCUGCUGCAGUCGAUGGACUCACCCGGAGGUCUAUGUACAAACAAGCAGCUGCUGGAAGAGAGUAGGUGAGUUGUGUUUAGUCUCUUUGCUAAAGAAAUUAGGCAAACCUAAAAAGAUGUUUGGUGGCUAGUACUGUGGCUGGGACCCUAUAUGUACUGUUGAUGAAGUUAGGUGCUGUUCUGGGUAUUAUUUGUUAAACGAGUGGCUCUCUGUAUUGUUAUCUGUGGUUGUUACUAAAGUUGGUAUAACUACGAAAGCAAGCAGUCGGCAACAUUCAUCUCUCGAUGAGGUGUCUAACUUGAUGUUAUUGUGUGUUUGACCCUACCUUAGUUUUAUACUGGAAUAUCCCCUUAAGCUAGCAAUGAUAAACAUUAGCUAGGAAGUUGCAACUCCUCUGUGUUGUAUAACUGAUUGGAUGGUAUUGUUUGCUUGAAAGCCUUUAAAUGCUUAUGUCAGAUGUUAACUUAAUAGUCUUCCUUCCCCACAUGUGGCUUUACUUAUAUCAUCAUUUAUUGUCUUUUCAAUUGCUUACGAAUUGGAAAUCAUCAUAAUUACAAUUAGUACAAUUCUUUGCAUUUGGGCUAUUUGACUUACGCAUUAUAACAUAGUAUCAUAACAGCAUUUAAACCUCUUAUCUGAAGGGAUUCAGAGAAACGACAUCCAUGUGAAUGUGGUCCAUUUAUCUCAGAGAAUAAGACAAGAAAGUAAAAGACCAUCAUCUAUCACAAGAGGAAUAGAUAGAGACGAAACAUGCACCCUGUACUCAAAGUCUACCUGAUAACUGUAUUGUCAUUAUUUUGAUUCAUAGUCAAACAAGUCCAUCACCUUUAACACAAUCUUUUGCACCAUAUGGUCAAAAAUUUGUUCUGGAGCCAGGCAAUUCCCAAGCCAGGCAACAAUGACUCUUUGUCACCUCAUCUCCUAAAGGUCUUCUCGUCUAAAUGCUGUUAAAUGUUUUAUCAUGAUGAGAAGUGUAACCUCAGGGACAGUGGUGUCACGGCAUGCAUUAUUCAGAUCAAAAUCCCUUUCUGCAGUAGGAGCUCUCUGGAAAGAUGUGGCAGGCAGUGGAUGACAUGUUGCCAUCAGGCCUUUACAAUCUUCUGCCUUGUAAUAUACUUGCAAUCGCUCCCAACAAUCUUGUGACCAGUACACACCCUCAGAACAGCUGAAACUUCAGUCAGAUCCCCCCUAUCAUGUUUCGUACAUGCAUAACUCUCCCCAGAUGCUGAUUAGAAUCUAAUCUCUAAUAACACUGAUUUCUGGAAGAACUAAUAACACAAGGCAUUGUUGACCAGUGCAGGGAAAUACUCUAAUUGAUGUUCCCCUGCUUUGAUUUCACUCAAGGACACUUAAGCUGGACGGGUUUAUAGUAUUUGUUGCUAUGGUGGCUUGAACCUCAGUCAUGUGGAUGAAGGUCGUGCUGCUCGGAAAAAAAAAAAAAAACUGACUACUGAUGUAAAGCAAAGUCAGAGCAAAGUGGCAUCUGUCAGUUGAUAUGCUGCAGGAUUAUGAACCAACACAACGCAGAUCCAGUCAGUUUUUGGCUGCUGUGGUGCAAGUCGAAUUGUAACAAAUUCAAGUUCAGCCUGAGUUUUGAUUGUAUUUGUAUUUUGUAUUUUUGACUGUAUUUUGUUGUAGAGAUAUUCUUCAUCAUAUUGACUGUUUAGGUUAAAUGUCAAUGUCAAGCCCAGUUAUUAUUAACUUAAGUUAUUAAGUUAAAAGAAAAAGCAGCUGGCGUGUCAAGUGUAAUCUGUUUAAUCCUCUCAUUACUGAGUGAAAGACUUGAUAUUUUCUUCUCAUUCAGUACAUUUACAUGCACAGCUAUGUCAAGCUAUAUUCAUAGCUUGAUUGUUUGGGGUUAUAACUGUGAAACUGGUAGAAAUACAUUAACACGUCGUUUUGUGUGUUUUUGAUCACAGGUUUCCAUGCUAACCAGGGUCUGGUAGAAGGUUGGCUGCCCACUCUACUGCUACUCAGAGAUUAUGACAUCCCCUCCUUCUUCACUAUGUACAGGUAACUCACAGAAGAGUAAAUCUGAAUUAUGUACUCUUUUAACAUUAAAUAGUGGGAUAAUAACAUUGGCUUCCCUUUAAGAAUCAGCAACUGUUUAAAGUUCUUUGUGCCAGAGGGACUCAUUAUCCUAACUUCACCAUCUGCCAUCCACAACACUUAAGGAAAAAAAGGAGGUGGCUUAAACAAAAGAGGUUGCACUGUUCCUCCUCCCUUUCUUGAUUUUUUAAAAGUUAAAUCCCUGCCCCCUUGAUGGUAUAAUUGUUGUUCUCUCAUCUCCUCACCUACCUGACCUCAUCAUUGCAGUUCUCAGUCUCAGUGCUGUUCUCACUGCCCACAACCCAGAUCACACUGCUACUCACACUUCAUACUCCAUCCCUCUGGUGGCAAAUAUCACUUUCCUGUUUGUACAAAGGCCAAGUUGAAGAGCAUAAUUAUUUCUUCUGCUGCAGGCACUUGCGGCAAACUCCCCCUGUGGGCUGUAACUUGAUGAUAAAACAAUCUUUAAACUGUUUUCUUGUGGGUGGAUGUUAAAAAUAAGUCUUUGAACAGUUGUUUCAUCUCGCCCCAGUCUGAGGACAAUAAAACUUUACAGACCAUAUCAAGUGAUUCUUGGACUCUUUGUCUCCCAACAGUGAGCUGGAGCUCAAGUAUUCACUCCAGAUCCUGCUAGAGCUGGAGAUGCAUAUCAAGGACAGUGGACCCAAUCCAUUUGCCUCACAGAAACCAGAGCAGGUCCAGGCCUGCCCCAAUAAAACCCCCGUCUACUGCAACUCUCACUACAUCCGCUUCCAGGGACUGCUGCCUCAAGAGGAGCCUGUGCCAGACCUUUAA
Xyrichtys novacula (pearly razorfish) is the source of this 9376-nucleotide messenger RNA. NCBI's taxonomy places the organism in Eukaryota, Metazoa, Chordata, Actinopteri, Labriformes, Labridae. The record is from the annotation of a GenBank genome assembly.